UGCAUUUACUCCUGGAUUACACACAUUUAAGAACACGCACCACUACCCUGUGAAAAUGAGUUCCCCUAGUGAUGAUGACGAUGAUGAUAAAGAUGAGGGAUAUCAGAAAGAAAGGCCUGACCUACCUGCACCCAGUGCUGUGUCUAUGCGGAGUGACAAGUCAAUGGGUGCACCUAUAGUGUUUCAAGAAGGAAAGAAAGAAAGAUAUCAGAAAGAAAGGACUGACUCAGCUGCACCCAGUGCUGUGUCCCUGCGGAGUGACAAGUCAAUGGGUGCACCUAUAGUGUUUCAAGAAGAAAGGAAAGAACGAUACAAACCAGGCCUAUCAAACCUGUCCUUAUUGCCGGAUGCUGAUUUCCAGAGCCAGCAUUUGAGACCGGAAUCGACAGCAAGCAAUGUUAGAGUGAUGGAGCAUAACAAUGGUACCAGAGGACUGGACCCUGUGUUGAAUCAAAGAUUCAAAUCUAUACUGAAGAAUAAAUUUGGGAUAAUUAAUGAGGGAAUACCUACGCAGGGAAAGUCAAAACUUCUAAAUGAGAUUUACACAGAACUCUACAUCACAUCAGAUUGUGGAAGUAGACACCUCGAUGAACUACAUGAGGUCAGACGUGUCGAAAGGGAAUUUAUGAGACGAUAUGAAACAACAGAGAAGUGCAUCAGUUGUAAUGAGAUAUUUAAACCCACAUCUGGAAAAGAGAAAGCCACCAGAACUGUGUUAACAGAAGGCAUCGCUGGAAUUGGAAAAACAGUGUCUGUGCAGAAGUUUGUUCUUGACUGGGCUGAAGGAAAAGCAAAUCGAGAUUUUGACUUCAUUUUUCCAUUUAACUUUAGAGAGCUAAAUUUUAGGAAGGAAGAAGAUCUCAGUUUGAUUGAGCUUCUCCACUGUUUGAUUCCAGAAAUUAAAGAACUUAAAACAGACUAUCAUCACCACAGAAUCUUGUUCAUCUUUGAUGGACUGGAUGAGUCUCGUUUCUCCAUCAAUUUCCAAAACAGCAAAAUAUUGAAUGAUCCUACAGCGUCAGCUUCACUAGAUAUCCUGUUAACAAAUCUUAUUAAGGGAAAUCUACUUCCAUCUGCAUUCCUCUGGAUAACAUCUCGACCUGCAGCAUCCAGUCAGAUUCCACCUGUUUAUAUUAACAGAGUAACAGAGAUACGAGGGUUUAAUGACCCUCAGAAAGACGAGUACUUCAGAAAAAGAAUCAGUGAUCAAACCCUGGCUAAUAAAAUCAUCUCACACCUGAAGUCAUCACGAAGUCUUUACAUUAUGUGCCACAUGCCAGUCUUCUGUUGGAUUACAGCGACUGUUCUCGAGGGAAUGUUCAGUGAAGCAGGAACUGGAGAGGUCCCCAAGACGCUGACUCAAAUGUUCACACAUUUCCUGAUCUUACAGCUCAAACGGGGAUCCCAAAAGUACAAAAGACAGGAAAUGAAUUCUCAACAGAUUGCAGACAUUGUACUAAAACUGGGAAAGCUGGCAUACCAGCAGCUGGAGAAGGGAAACCUGAUCUUCUAUGAGGAGGACAUCACUGAGUGUGGCAUUGAUGUCAGAGAGGCCACAGUGUACUCAGGAGUUUGCACUCAGAUCUUUAUUGAGGAAGUCACUUCACAUCUGGGGAAGGUGUACAGCUUUGUGCAUCUGAGUGUUCAGGAGCAUCUUGCUGCAGUGUAUGCUUUUCUCUCAUGUGUCAACGGAAAUCUUUCAAAACAAAAAACAGUCAAAAUCUUCAAAGCAACUCUGUUAGACCUUCUAAAGGUAGUACUCGACCAGGCCUUACAGAGUAAGAAUGGACACCUGGACCUUUUCCUCCGCUUCCUUAUGGGUCUCUCACUGGAGUCCAAUUCAGUUCUCUUACAAGACCUACUGACAGAGAGAGGACACAGAUAUCUGAGGGAAAAGGCUGCUAACACAAAAAAAGGAAUAACAAAGCAUAUCAGGAAAAUGAUUGCAGAUGACCCAACAAUAUGCCAUUCUGUCAAUCUGUUCCAUUGUCUGAUUGAACUGAAUGACCUGUCUCUGGUACAGGAAGUUCAGGUCUUUUUGGAUAAACCAGGAAAUAAUCGCCUUAAGGGAGUCGACUUUAGUUCAGUUCAGUGGUUAGCAGUGGUUUUCUUGUUAAUGAACUCAGAGGAGGAUCUGAAAGAGUUUAAUCUCCAGAAAUAUGCAGCAUCGGAGGACUGUUUAAUGCACUUGUAUCCAGUUGCCAUGGUAUCCAGGAAAGCACUACUCCGUGGUUGUAAUCUCACAGAGAAAAGCGGUGACGUUCUAGUAAAAGCUCUCAACUCAGAGUAUUCAUUUAUGAGAGAGCUGGACCUCAGUGAUAACGAACUGCAGGAUUCAGGAGUCAAAGGGCUUUCUACUGGAUUGAUGAACCCACACUGUAAACUGGAGAUCCUCAGGCUGUGUGGUUGUAAACUCACAGAGAAAAGUGGUGAAGUUCUGGCAAACACUCUCAAUUCAGACUGUUCGUGUCUUCGAGAACUGGACCUCAGUGACAACAAACUGCAGAAUUCAGGAGUCAAAAUGCUUUCUCUUGGGUUGAUGAGCCCACACUGUAAACUGGAGAUCCUUAGGUUGCGUAACUGCAGCAUUACAGAAGAAGGCUGUGUUGCUCUUGCUGAAGCUCUGAGGACAAAGUCACACCUGAGAGAGCUCGAUCUGCGCGGUAAUGAUUUAGGAGAACAGGGAGUGAAGCUGCUCUCUGAAAUAAAGGAGGAUAAAAAGUACACACUGGAGACGUUGAGACUCUGAAUCUCCAGACCUGACCUGGUGUAAGGAUGAAGUCACAACACAACAUCUGAACCUUUUGUCAGUUGUUUAUUACUGUAUAUCUGUUAUUGUGAGCUGAUUUCUAUGUAUAUACAGUCUAUCUAUUUUUUGUUACUUUGGUUUGUUGAUUUGAUUUGUUUAUUUGGGUAAAAAGGUAAAUAAACACUAUGCCUGAUAGU
Molecule: messenger RNA, 2946 nt
Organism: Clarias gariepinus (North African catfish)
Lineage: Eukaryota; Metazoa; Chordata; Actinopteri; Siluriformes; Clariidae
Product: NLR family CARD domain-containing protein 3-like
Exons: 10
Coding region: 56-2749 (897 amino acids)
Molecular function (GO): protein binding
Source: RefSeq, a predicted model, not a curated record